AUGCUGACGCUGCUACCUAACAGUCCAGCCAUCAGCGACGUUAUCAGAGCUGCAGCCCCAGCCAUUCCAUCUUGUGAGAUUGGUACUUUCUUGAUUCUGGGACACCCUCAGGAGACGGAAACUCCAAUUUGGUCUUGUGUUUAUGCUGAGACAUAG
This is a messenger RNA of Fusarium fujikuroi IMI 58289, 156 nucleotides long. RefSeq lists its product as uncharacterized. The record is from RefSeq and is a predicted model, not a curated record. NCBI's taxonomy places the organism in Eukaryota, Fungi, Ascomycota, Sordariomycetes, Hypocreales, Nectriaceae. Bases 1 to 156 code for a protein of 51 amino acids. The transcript is spliced from 2 exons.